AUGGCCAAACCGAAAAAUACCCUUCUGACGAAGGCAAACAUGGUUACAUCGCAUCUGUUAACAGUUAAAGAUGGCAGUCAUUCUGAGGAGAUUGAGAAACUAUCUGAAGAGGUUGCCAAACUGAACAGGACUGCACUAACAGUCAGCAGUCGUUCUGAGGAAAUUGCGAAGAUAUCUGGAGAGAUUUCCCGACUGAAGGAGACUGCGGGUUAUUUCGCGUUGAAAGGAACCUGCUACAAGAUCUUCAAGAUACCGAAGACAUUCAGCAAGGCGACUAGGAUCUGUGGCCAAGAUGGCGGCACCCUCGCCAUGCCCCGAGACGCUGAGACAAACGACUUGCUGCUCAACUCUCACCAAACCCGUUCCAUUAAAUGGAUCGGCCUGCAUGAUCAGCGUGAGGAAGGGGAGUUUGAGUGGGUGGAUGGUUCUGCGCUUGGAAAGUACAAAAUACCAUUCAGAGCAGACGACUGGCCCUUGCCGGUCAUGUGGUACGCCACGAAGAGAUGGCUGCCAAAGUGCUUCUCUGGCAACCGGAUGUAA
Branchiostoma belcheri (Belcher's lancelet) is the source of this 540-nucleotide messenger RNA. RefSeq names its product C-type lectin domain family 3 member A homolog. The transcript is spliced from 5 exons. The coding region runs from base 1 to 540 and encodes 179 amino acids. The record is from RefSeq and is a predicted model, not a curated record. NCBI's taxonomy places the organism in Eukaryota, Metazoa, Chordata, Leptocardii, Amphioxiformes, Branchiostomatidae.